AUCUUUCUGUUAACUGUCUUGGAGAAAUAUGAUUUAAUCAAGGCUGAACUCCAGAUAGGUGAUGAGUGAUUCAUCCAAGAGCAAGCACUGAGUGCUGAUAAAACAAAUUAGGAGAAAUGUGUGCCUAGAGGUAAGAAGGGAAAGAAAUCUUCCCAGUCACUACAAAGAGAGAGUCAAAGAAAGAUGUGGGAGAAGCCUUAGUUUUCACACAGUGCGCUUUUACCAUAGACCCAGACUUCUGUGUGUUGGCACAUUUAAAAGGACUGAUAAUGUUACUCUCUUAUGCCAAUCAGAUCACUCAUGUGGGAAUUCCCCUGCUUACAUUGUCAAGGCUGAGAAGUGAAGUGGAAAUGAAACAGCAGCAUGAGAGGAAGCUGGGCAGAGAAUGAUCAGCAAGAGAGACACAAAACACAACACAGGUUAACUGGCAUGCAGGCACUGAGCUGCAAGUGGCAUUUCUGGGAAUCUUUUCGGCACAGAGGCAUUAUAAUGACUACGCCCACCUGGCAAAUGUUGGCCAUCUACAUAGUCUUAGCUGCAAACCUCUCUGAACAGCAAGCACUGAAGCAGGCUUGUCCUUCAUGUUAUGCCAGUCAGCUUUGCAACUGUUCCUCCAUGGGCUUUGACUUCAUUCCCCCUGGGCUCACAGCCAAGAUCACAGUGUUAAACCUGGCCCACAACGGGAUAAAGCGCAUCCAAUCCCAGGACCUGCAGCAGGCUGUGAACCUGAGAGUUCUGCUGCUGCAGUCCAACAAAAUCAGCUCCAUAGAUGAGGACUCAUUUCAGUCCCUGGCAAAACUGGAACUCUUGGACUUAUCAAAUAACAGCUUGGCUCACUUGUCCCCUCUUUGGUUUGGGCACCUUUUUUCACUCCAGCACCUCCAUCUUCAAGGCAAUUCCUACAGAGACCUGGGGCAGAGCUCCCCCUUUUCUAGCCUGAGGAACCUGAGCUCUCUCCACCUGGGCAACCCGUGGUUCUCUGUGAUAAGGCAAGGGAACUUUGAGGGCAUUGAGCACCUGCACAAGUUGUGGAUUGAUGGCAGCAAUCUCGGUCAGUAUGAGCAGGGAAGCUUGAAAUCAAUUAAGGAGAUUAAUCACAUGAUCAUAAACAUGAGAAAUAUUAAGGUAUUCUCAGAAAUUGUUAGAGACCUUCUGCACUCUGUCUCAUGGUUGGAAGUGAGAAGAAUAGCAUUCAGUAGCACUGCAGAAAUGCAAGUAUUGAGAGUCAUGUCUUCAUCUUCUGCAAAGAAAAUUUCUUUGAGAAAGACCUUACUAACAGAUGCUACCGUGCCUGAGAUUGCCAGCAUCUUAGAAGACAUGCCAAAAUUAGUGGAGCUAGAGCUGGUAGAUUGUAGACUCUUGGGAACUGGACAAUGGAAAAUGCAAAUUCAAGCAAAGCAAUCAAAGACACUUAGAGUUUUCACAAUAAAGAAAUUAUCUAUAGAAGAAUUUUACUUGUUUACAGACCUUCAGGCUGUGGAAGGUCUAUUAUCUCUUUUUACGAGAGUCACAGUUCAAAACACCAAGGUUUUUUUGGUACCAUGCAGAAUUUCCCAAAAUCUUCAGUCAUUAGAAUAUCUUGACCUUAGAGCAAAUUUGCUCGGAGACCUGAGUUUAGAACAUUCAGCCUGUCAGGGUAGUUGGCCAUCGCUACAAACUCUAAAUUUAAGUCAGAAUUUACUGAGUGACUUAGGAAUGACAAGUAGAAGUUUGUCUCAUCUAGGAAAACUAAUUGUUUUAGACAUUAGCCAAAAUAAUUUUGGUGAGAUUCCCGAUGUGUGUGAAUGGCCAGAAAAUCUGAAAUAUUUAAACCUGUCUAGCACUCAAAUUCCUAAAGUAACCACCUGCAUUCCUCCAACGCUGGAGGUUUUGGAUGUUAGUGCAAACAACCUGAAGGAGUUUGGACUGGAGCUCCCAUUUCUGAAAGAGCUGUACCUCACAAGAAACCAGCUGAAGACCCUGCCAGGUGCCGCACCCAUUCCAAACUUAGUGGCCUUGUCUGUCCGAAGAAACAAGCUGAACAGUUUCUCCAAGGAGGCGUUUGAGUCCUUCAGGAGAAUGGAGCUUCUGGAUGCUAGUGAAAACAACUUCAUCUGCUCUUGUGAGUUCCUCUCCUUCAUCCAUCACGAGGCCAGGCUAGCCCGGGUGCUGGUGGGGUGGCCGGACGAGUAUGUAUGUGACUCUCCACUGGCAGUGAGAGGGGCGCAGGUUGGCACUGUGCACCUCUCUGUGACGGAGUGCCACAGGUCCCUGGUGGUGUCAUUGAUCUGUGUCCUGGUGUUCCUGCUCAUCUUGCUGCUGGUGGCCGUCGGCUACAAGUACCACAUGGUCUGGUACCUGCGGAUGACGUGGGCAUGGCUGCAAGCCAAACGGAAGCCCAAGCGAGCCCCACCAAAGGACAUCUGCUACGACGCUUUUGUCUCCUACAGCGAGAACGACUCUGACUGGGUGGAGAACACUAUGGUGCGGGAGCUGGAGCAGGCCUGCCCUCCCUUCCGACUCUGCCUGCACAAGCGGGACUUUGUGCCUGGGAAGUGGAUUGUGGACAACAUCAUUGAUUCCAUUGAGAAGAGCCACAAAACACUCUUUGUGCUGUCUGAGCACUUUGUGCGGAGUGAGUGGUGCAAAUACGAGCUGGACUUCUCACAUUUCCGCCUCUUUGAUGAGAACAACGAUGUAGCAAUUCUCGUCCUCCUGGAGCCUAUCCAGAGCAAUGCGAUUCCCAAGAGGUUCUGCAAGCUGCGGAAGAUCAUGAACACAAAGACCUACCUGGAGUGGCCUGCUGGUGAAGAGGAACAGCUGAUGUUUUGGGAAAACUUGAAAAUAGUCCUAAGAUCCUAGACAGGGACAUUAAGGAAUAAAUAUGUAGUGAAUCUUCUCUGGAUUUUUUUCACUUGCCUUUUUUUCCCAUCACUUAUCUGCAUCUCAAUAACAAAGAGCUGGGCUACUACAAAUUUUAACACUUGGUAUGAGAUAAUCGCUUUUUGUACUAUUGUUCUGAGUAGUUGUACAUCUUUGGGCUGCAAUAGAGUUAAUUUUCUUCAUAGCUCCUUCUUUGGUAUUGUGGUUUUUAUUUGUGCCCAAAACAGUCUCUAUAGCACAGGGGCUUUUUAGUUAUUGCUCAACAGUGCUAGCUCAGCAUCAAGGUAUUUUCUGUUUCUCCUGGUGUCUUGCCAGCGAGCAGGCAGGGGUUGCAUCAUAAUUUGAGAGGGGACAGCUAGGACAGCUGAUUGCAUCUGACCAAAAAGAUGUCCCACACAUAAUGUCAUGAACCAUGAAAACAUAAUCAGCACUAAAACUGCACUAAAGGGAAAGAAAGAGCAAAGGAAGAUUUUACCAUAUUUGCUUUCCCAAGUUAAAUUUCUGCGUCAUGGAGUCUGGCUUUCACAGCAAUGGCUAAACAUUUGCCUGUUGGUGGGAAGCAGUGAAUUAAUUCCUUCUUUUGCUUUGCUUGUGAGCAUAUCUUUUACUUUAUCUGUUCAACUGCCUUAAUCUGAACUCCCAAGUUUUCUCACUUUUAUCCUUCAGAUUUUCUCCCUUGUUUCACUGCGGGGCAGUGAGAGAGUGGAUGUGUGGUGCUGAGCUGCUUUCUGAGGCUAAACAACAAUAGUUAUCUACACAUGUUAACCAGUAGUAUGAACAAAAGCUGUUUCAUUUAAAUAUUUAAUGAUGAAAAGUUAUUUAGAUAUACAGCUAUGUAUGUUUAUAUGUCUUCAUCUUUGCAAAAGUUUCAGGAGAGAACUUGUCUAGCCAAGGGUUUUUCUGCAUUCUUUGUACAAACCACUUGUCAUCAAAUACUAUAAAAGUCAGUUUAUGCAGAAAAUAAUUUUGUCCUAGCUCUCCUAGUCAGUGAAUCUCAGGACUGAUUCUCUGUAUUUCAUUGUCAUAGAAAGCCCAGAUCUCCUGAAAAUUGUGGCUGCAAGACUUAAUGUACAAAUAUGCUUUCUCACUGCAGCUCUGUCUGUUGUAGCUUUUAGGCUCUAUAAUUUCCUUUAUUAAAUUAUCUUAUUAUUAUCUAUGGAGGAUGAUUUCUGUCUUAUUUCAUUGUACUGUAUGUGGCAAUAGAUGCUUCAGAGUAGAGUUCAAAUACUCUUCUGACUUGCAUAAGUGGAGUUUAAGCUGCUUUCAGCUACAGUGUGGGAAACACAUAUAUAUAGUUCUUGAAUCUAAUGCCAGCUGCCUCUCUUUUUUUUUCAGCAGCCUAAACAUAGGCGUGAAAAGAGUGUUUCCUACCUUUUGCUCUCAAAUAUAGCCCUCAAAACCAGUGUGGGUGGAGAACAUCCCACAUAGGACAUUGUGUUUGCUGUCAGGUUGGAUCGUGUUUUCCUGAGAAGGUUACUGGGUGUCUUUGUUUGAAAGCCAAGUGUCUGCUAGGGAAGGCAGGACCCUCCCUUGGAUUGGAGAAUGCAAACCCCCUCCCUCCAAAUUAUCUUAAUUUUGAAAUUAAGGGGCUCUCAGGCAAAGAUAUGAGGAUAGGAAUAACAGUUCUUUACUAGUAUGUAUAACAAGGCGAACAAAACCACCAACAGCUAUGGCAUUAAUUACAAACAGAACCAGGGACCCCAUGACAGCUUUUCGGCCGAGAUGAGAAAGGAGGAAGGAGAGGCUUUGCCUCACAAAGCCCUGGGACAGUGGAUCCCGGUGCCCCUGCUCUGAAGAGCACUAAGCUGGAACGGCAGGAAUGAGCAAAAGAUCCCGGGCUGGUGGAUGAGGUGCAUCAGAAACUUUGUGGCAGUAGCUGGAACUGCU
This is a messenger RNA of Oenanthe melanoleuca, 4749 nucleotides long. RefSeq names its product toll-like receptor 2 type-2. The record is from RefSeq and is a predicted model, not a curated record. Bases 364 to 2841 code for a protein of 825 amino acids. The transcript has 2 exons. Lineage: Eukaryota; Metazoa; Chordata; Aves; Passeriformes; Muscicapidae. Gene Ontology annotation, molecular function: protein binding; triacyl lipopeptide binding; transmembrane signaling receptor activity. Gene Ontology annotation, biological process: toll-like receptor signaling pathway; immune response; inflammatory response. Gene Ontology annotation, cellular component: membrane.